CGGGCGCCUGGGGCGGGGCGUUGGGCGGCAGCCGCGGGCGCCUAGUCCGCCGGUGGGGGGCUGUGUGGGUCCGCCGCCAGGUCGGCGGGGCGGAGGCGCCGGGUUGAUGGGUGUCGCCUGAUCUCAGCCUCAGUUUAUCGUGCAGCUGCAGUCACAGCAACGGAGAUGGUGUCCUGGGUGCGUGCGAUGGGGAAGAAGCUGAAGCAGAGGCUGCGGCUGGACGUGGGACGCGAAGUCUGCCGCCAAUAUCCGCUGUUUUGCUUCCUGCUGCUCUGCCUGAGCGUCGCCUCCCUGCUCCUCAACAGGUAUCUUCAUGUUUUAAUGAUCUUCUGGUCAUUUGUUGCUGGGGUUGUCACAUUCUACUGCUCAUUAGGACCUGAUUCUCUCUUACCAAAUAUAUUCUUCACAAUGAAAUAUAAACCCAAGUUAGGACUCCAAGAAUUAUUUCCUCAAGGUCGUAGCUGUGCUGUUUGUGGUAAAGUGAAAUGUAAACGACAUAGGCCUGCCUUGUUACUUGAAAACUACCAGCCAUGGCUAGACCUGAAAAUUUCUUCCAAGGUUGAUGCAUCUCUCUCAGAGGUUCUUGAAUUAGUGUUGGAAAACUUUGUUUAUCCGUGGUACAGGGAUAUAACAGAUGAUGAGUCCUUUGUUGAUGAACUGAGAAUUACAUUACGGUUUUUUGCAUCUGUCUUGAUUCGAAGGAUUCACAAGGUGGAUAUCCCAUCUGUUAUAACCAAGAAACUAUUAAAAGCAGCAAUGAAGCAUAUAGAAGUGAUAGUUAAAGCCAGUCAGAAAGUAGAAAAUACAGAGUUUUUACAGCAAGCUGCUUUAGAAGAAUAUGGUCCAGAACUUCAUGUGGCUUUGAGGAGUCGAAGAGAUGAAUUACACUAUUUAAGGAAACUUACUGAACUGCUUUUUCCUUAUAUUUUGCCUCCUAAAGCAACAGACUGCAGAUCCCUGACCUUACUUUUAAGAGAGAUCCUGUCUGGCUCAGUGUUCCUUCCUUCUUUGGAUUUUCUAGCUGAUCCAGAUACUGUGAAUCACUUGCUUAUAAUCUUCAUAGAUGACAGUCCACCUGAAAAAGCAACUGAACCACCAUCCCCUUUGGUUCCAUUCUUGCAAAAGUUCGCAGAACCUAGAAAUAAAAAGCCAUCUGUGCUGAAGUUAGAAUUGAAGCAAAUCCGAGAGCAACAAGAUCUCUUAUUUCGUUUUAUGAACUUUCUGAAACAGGAAGGAGCAGUGCAUGUGUUGCAAAUUUGUCUGACUGUGGAGGAAUUCAAUGAUAGAAUUUUGCGACCAGAGUUAUCAAAUGAUGAAAUGCAAUCUCUUCAUGAAGAAUUGCAGAAGAUUUAUAAAACAUAUUGUUUGGAUGAAAGUAUUGACAAAAUUCGAUUUGAUCCCUUCAUUGUAGAAGAGAUUCAAAAAAUUGCUGAAGGCCCAUAUAUAGAUGUUGUGAAACUUCAAACUAUGAGAUGUCUUUUUGAAGCAUAUGAACAUGUACUUUCUCUCUUGGAGAAUGUUUUUACUCCUAUGUUCUGCCACAGUGAUGAGUAUUUCAGACAACUUUUAAGAGGUGCAGAAUCACCAACCCGCAAUUCAAAAUUCAACAGAGGUAGCCUAAGUUUGGACGAUUUUCGGAGCACACAGAAAAGAGGAGAGUCAUUUGGAAUCAGCAGAAUAGGUAGCAAAAUUAAAGGAGUAUUCAAGAGCACCACAAUGGAGGGAGCUAUGUUGCCCAAUUAUGGUUUAGCUGAAGGUGAAGAUGACUUUAUUGAAGAAGGGAUUGUUGUAAUGGAAGAUGACUCUCCAGUGGAAGCUGUGAGCACACCUAAUACUCCCCGAAACCUUGCUGCAUGGAAAAUUAGCAUCCCGUAUGUAGACUUUUUUGAAGAUUCCUCCUCUGAAAGGAAGGAGAAAAAGGAGAGAAUACCUGUGUUUUGUAUUGAUGUUGAAAGAAAUGAUAGACGAGCAGUUGGGCAUGAGCCUGAACAUUGGUCUGUCUAUAGAAGAUAUCUUGAGUUCUAUGUACUUGAAUCAAAACUAACAGAGUUUCAUGGUAAUAUGAGGGACAUAGCUAUGAAGUAUCUGCAGUCAUUUUGUAUGUUGGUUAGUGAAAACGAUUUGUGUAUUCUGAAACUUUAUUUUAGAACAACUCUAUGGAGUGGUCCUGAUCUAAAUUCAGGCACAUUUCCUGAUGCCCAGCUUCCUUCCAAGAGGAUCAUUGGUCCCAAAAAUUAUGAAUUCUUGAAGUCAAAGAGAGAAGAGUUUCAGGAAUAUCUACAGAAACUUCUGCAGCACCCAGAACUGAGUAAUAGUCAACUUCUGGCAGAUUUUCUCUCUCCCAAUGGUGGAGAAACACAGUUCCUUGAUAAGAUACUACCAGAUGUAAAUCUUGGGAAAAUUAUAAAAUCUGUUCCUGGGAAACUAAUGAAAGAGAAAGGUCAGCAUUUGGAAACUUUCAUCAUGAAUUUCUUUAAUUCUUGUGAAUCUCCAAAGCCUAAACCAAGUAAACCAGAACUGACCAUUCUCAGCCCCACUUCAGAAAACAACAAGAAGCUUUUCAGUGAUCUAUUUAAGAAUAAUGCAAACCGUGCUGAGAAUACAGAAAGAAAGCAAAAUCAGAAUUAUUUUAUGGAGAUGAUGACUGUAGAAGGUGUCUAUGAUUACCUGAUGUACGUAGGACGGGUGGUUUUCCAAGUUCCUGACUGGCUUCAUCAUCUCUUAAUGGGAACACGAAUUCUCUUUAAAAACACCCUGGAAAUGUAUACGGAUUACUAUCUUCAUUGUAAGCUAGAACAGCUAUUUCAGGAGCACCGUUUGGUCUCACUCAUAACACUUCUCAGAGAUGCUGUAUUCUGUGAAAACACUGAACCUCGCUCUCUCCAAGACAAGCAAAAACGAGCUAAACGGACUUUUGAAGAAAUGAUGAAUUACAUCCCAGAUCUGAUAGUCAAGUGUAUUGGUGAAGAAGCCAGGUAUGAAAGCAUCAGACUUCUAUUUGAUGGCUUACAGCAGCCAAUUCUCAACAAGCAGCUGACUUAUGUUUUAUUGGACAUUGUGAUACAAGAACUAUUUCCAGAGCUCAAUAAGGUACAAAAGGAAGUUACCUCUGUGACAUCCUGGAUGUAAACAUUUGGAUUUGGGAUAGAAUAACCAGCUGUAAUUUCUGCUUUGCUAGUGUAGUAUAUAUGUACUUAUUUCUUUUACUUUUGUAUAGUCUUGUACAUAUCAUGUAAUUCUAUGUCUGAAAUUAUGAUUUUUUUUGUUUUAAUAAAGACUAACACAAACUUAAUAAUGAUUAAAAGUGAUUGGGUUUCAUAGCCUUUCAUUUUAUAUCUGUUCCCCAAAUUUUAUUAGAACAUAUAUCAUUCGUUAAUUGUUUUUUUUUAAAGAGAUAAUCCAUAAUCCCCUUUGGGCAAAUAGAUAAGACUGAUAACCUUUUUAUUUAUAUCACUUAGAAAAUAGUUAUGGUUAGUGUGGAGAAACAGCAGUAAGAUCUGAUUUGCUUUCAUAUUUAGAGUUAAUACAUGUUAGUAGAAUUUUACCCCUCCCCCCUUUUUUCAUUUUCUACAUAGUUAACUGUGCAUCUAUAAAGAAGGCAUUGUUCAUCAGUUUUUCAUAACGAACAAGGGACUUCUUAUUUUUGCUGGAGUAUUGACAGGUUAUAGUCCUUUUGGGUGUGAAAACGAGUACAGAUAUUUGUGAUUGUUCAGUUGCAACUACAUUUUACUGAAUGCAUGUAACUAUAUUUCAAAAGCAUACAUAAACAGUUUAGUCAACUUGAGUUUUGGUUUGUGUUGUGUGUUGUUUCUCCAAAAGAAAAAUAUGGAAUGAACUCUCUUCCUUAAAGAAAGUAAAUUUAAGUGGCUGUUUUUAAAGAUUGAAUGUUUAGAAUUCUACUUACAGUUCCUUGCUGUAUUGUGCUUUUCUCCUUGAAACAAAUAUGGCUUUGAAGACUCAGCAUUUUGUUUGACUUUUGGAGUGUUCAUUCAGAAUAUAGUUAUGAGUUUCAACCGUGUAUUAGGCACUAAACUGGGUAAUGGAGAUCUUAAUACAGUUUGGAAAACUAACCCAUUUAGUGAUGCUGUUCACUUAUUUUUUUGCAAGGUUUUAAAAAGUCCUUGGGUGUUUUAGAAGGUUUUUUUAGUAGUUCUAUUUUUAAUUCCUUGAAAAUUCUAGAAUAUGUAUAAGUUUCUGUGAAUCAAUGCUUUAAUACUAAGCCCUAAAAAUUUACUAAUUUCUUAGGGACAGGUGGAAAAUUAACAAGGCUAACUCUUCACAUUUAAAUCCAUAGCAUUUUGAACAUUAUUAUUUAAAAUGUCAUGGUGGACUGGAAAAAUAAAGUAUUUUAAAGCCUUUUUAAUGCCAUCUCACCUAACUGGAGGGAUAAAAUGAAAUUAGAUAGAAAGACACUUUGAAAUUUAUAAGGGACAUUAUAUGAUUGUGUUAUAAGUACAAUAGUUUCAGAUACCAGAAGAUUCUGAGAAAUGGUUGAAGGCAAGCACUUUAAUUAUCAUUUAUUGACUUAGUAAAAUUCAUUAGAUUUUAUAAUAGAAGUUAUAAACAGAGGUCUGAUUUGCCACAGUUCUUAGACUGUAUAAUGAUAUAUACAGAAGUUGUAAUUUCAGAUAUUGUCAACAUUAGAAUAAAAAUGACUGACUCAA
Molecule: messenger RNA, 4664 nt
Organism: Manis pentadactyla (Chinese pangolin)
Lineage: Eukaryota; Metazoa; Chordata; Mammalia; Pholidota; Manidae
Gene: SNX14
Product: sorting nexin 14
Exons: 30
Coding region: 166-3129 (987 amino acids)
Biological process (GO): autophagosome maturation
Cellular component (GO): late endosome
Molecular function (GO): phosphatidylinositol-3,5-bisphosphate binding
Source: RefSeq, a predicted model, not a curated record